This is a messenger RNA of Helicoverpa zea (corn earworm), 2593 nucleotides long. Its product is annotated as IDLSRF-like peptide. The coding region runs from base 150 to 761 and encodes 203 amino acids. NCBI's taxonomy places the organism in Eukaryota, Metazoa, Arthropoda, Insecta, Lepidoptera, Noctuidae. The transcript has 6 exons. The record is from RefSeq and is a predicted model, not a curated record. Gene Ontology annotation, molecular function: protein binding.
CGCAGUUCGGCUCCGACGGCCCGCAGGCACGGACGCGCGGUUCCAACGAACAAUAUUACAAAAUAAAUAUAUUUUGUCUUUGAAUGUUUUAAAAAAUAACACUGUGUACUAUUGCGGUCCGUGCGAGUUUUGGUGCCCAAAUUAGAGCGAUGUCGUCGUGCCGUAUGGCGGCGUGCGUGGCUGCGCUGGCGGCGGUGAGCUGUGCUCUCCCGCACACGGUGCUCGCUCUUGACCUCAACAGGCUGUAUGGGCAUCAUACUAAGCGCUCUGGUCAUGCUCUCAGCGAAUACUGUCACCCUUACGAGCCGUUCAAGUGUCCAGUGGAUGGCAACUGCAUCUCCAUACAGUACCUGUGUGACGGAGCUCCUGACUGCAUCGAUGGAUAUGAUGAGGACUCCAAGCUUUGCACUGCUGCCAAGAGGCCACCUGUUGAAGAGACGGCAUCGUUUCUCCAAUCAUUACUGGCUUCCCACGGGCCUAACUAUCUGGAAAAGUUGUUUGGAAGUAAGGCGCGAGACGCUCUCGAACCACUAGGCGGAGUCGAAAAGGUCGCUAUUGCGCUCUCAGAAUCCCAAACGAUCGAAGAUUUUGGCGCCGCACUACAUCUGAUGAGGUCGGACCUGGAACACCUACGCUCUGUAUUCAUGGCAGUGGAGAACGGGGAUCUAGGCAUGCUCAAAUCACUCGGCAUCAAGGACUCGGAGCUCGGCGAUGUUAAAUUCUUCCUGGAGAAACUGGUGAACACCGGAUUCCUGGACUGAAUAGGACCGGAGUCUGCCUCUGAUUACUAUCACGUCGUCCAAUUUGCCCCGAUAAGCUCAUCCUUCUACAGUUACCUUCCUUACGACUCCAUUAAAUAUAGGAGAAAGUAAAUCAUACCCUUUACACUUCUGUCCCGCGAGAUUGUUGAAUGUCUGUGUACUACAAAAAUGAAAACCCUUUCAAGAAAUAAUUUUGGAAUUCAGAAUCGAUUUCUACAACCGGCCACGUAGACUUUUCUGAAACUAAAAAUCAUUUCUUUUGGAGUAGAAUCACUUUUGCUUACAGUGAAUCUUUAGGUAGAGAAAGAGGGUAUUAAUUUUCGAUUAGGAUAGGUAUAUUUUUAUAUACAUAUGCUUCUUUAGGUUAUAAACCAAAAUUCUUUUUAAAUUUAUAUUUAUUAAGAUUAUCAGGGCCCACCACUCGCGUCUAUCAUUAAGUGUGAAAUGAAAAGAGGCUAAGACUGUGACUUUAGUAUUAUACUGGUCAAAGUUAGGCUAAUUAUCGCAUCUCACUUCAUGAUGACCCUGAUAACUUACAGAAUGUAUGUGGUUUUUGAAUGUCGCCCCCUAAAAUUUAUCCUUCCUUACUUGGACUUAUAUCAGAGGCGACUCCAUUGAAACGUCAAGCGUCCAUUCUAAGCGAGAUAUAAAGCUAAAAGUUGGUUGAUAUGAAGAUGUGUGUCCUUAGAUUAAUAAAAAAUAUAAGAAUCGUUGAAAGAAUGCAUACGCUUUAUAUCUGGCUUUUGGAAAAAUCCAGAAUAGGACCAUGGAAACAUAUCAUUGUAAACUUAGAUGUAGGUAAGAAAUACAUAUCAUAGAUUAUAAUCUGUAGCGAAUAAAGUACAAUUAUUUUAAUAUGAUCGGUAUUGUAGUGUACGACAUUUUAUAGACCCUUUUAGUAGGUAUGUUCUUUUUCGCCAUUGAAAAGAAUACUAUCAAAAUAAAAAGCAUAGUUAUAACGGUGCUGCACUUGAAUCCAGAUACAUAUCAAAAUUAAUGUGAUUAUUAAAUAAAUGUUAGAUUUAUUGUAUGUUACUUAUUCUAGAGUAAGAAGUAGCAAAAAAAAAUAACAUCGUAGAUAUAAAAUUCGAACCCAUUAGAUUCCAAAUUCUAUCGUCACUCAUUUUUAACAUCUUAAAUCUACAUAUUGGUGUUGUAAUGAUAGAACUUUUGUCAAAUGCGGGCUAAUAAGACAACGAAUUAUUAAUAUAAUGUCUCAUUUCGAAUGAGAGGAGUAAGGUACACGAUGUAAUAUUGGAUGUUCAUUAAGACAAAUCACACAAAAUAACGCAUAGUUUUUUGCAUAAGCGUAACGCUUUAUUUUUUAAUUACUAAAGUAAGCACACUUACAACGGUGCCAGCAGAUGUAUUGCAUAAUACACUGACAUUUGAACAAAUGGCGGGAAGGAAAAGGAACAUGGCCGUUAUUAAUUCGCAAUGUUGCCAGAUAAAAAAAUAAUAAACAUGCAGCCUGUAUUUGUCAGAAGUUUAUAUACGCCACAAUGAAUCUUCUAGUAUUUUCAGUCGCCAAAUUUUAGUCUCAAUCACAAUGUUUCAGUGUGUACCUAUCAGUAGUAAAUAUAUUCUCUCUCCGUUAGAUCUAAAAUUCAUGUUACUAUUUUAACUAAAUGUAGUUAGCAUAAGUAAAUUUUUAUGAAUAUCAAUGGUUUUAGUGAUAUACCUAGGUUAUUAAUUUUAACUUGCGUCGGAUUCUCUUAAUAUGCAACAAAAUGGCGAUCUUUGAACUCUGUUAGAUGAUAUUAUGUGUUUUGAACUAAGUAUAAAUGGCUUAUUGUUCUUAAAUAACAAACCAAUAAAUGAAUCAUCUUGAA